UGUCGUUUUCACAAUCUGUCAUCGUAACAUUCAGUUCCUCAUAAUAUCAAAAAUAUGCUGAAGAUCAAGUAUGGUCCCUAUGAAGCUUAUGGUCUCAUCCAGCACCGUAUUCAAAAGAUACGUGGUCUGAUUCACUGUUUGAGUGCUUUGGGGUACGAAGUUGAGCUGAUCGAAAUUGCCGCAUUGGACCGUUUGGUAAUUGAAAUGGCUGACAGACCCGUAUUCAUGUGCAGUUUGCAGCAUCUUGGAUUCAAUAGGGAAUGCCAGGACGAUCCCGUGUGUCAGAAAGCAGUUGCGGCUGUUCAAGAAGCGAAUAUAAGGUUUAAUGAUGUGUCUAACGUACCGAUAUACCGUCCGAUAGAGCUGGGCGCUCGAAACUGUCAUUUGGAUCAAAAAAAGGAAAUAAUGGAGUUGCUUACGGAAUGCGAGCUGUUGUAUGAGAUAAAAAAGCAGCACUGAUAUAACUGAAGUGAAAUGAAUAUUGAUAAAUGUGAUUUUUAUUUAGGCAUACUAGAGGAGAGUGACCAAAUAUGAAAUACCAUUUUGUUUUUCACACAUAAUUUGCAC
This is a messenger RNA of Acanthoscelides obtectus, 567 nucleotides long. The record is from the annotation of a GenBank genome assembly. Lineage: Eukaryota; Metazoa; Arthropoda; Insecta; Coleoptera; Chrysomelidae.